AUGGUUCUCGGCAAAGUCGCACAUUACGCCUUCGAUGCGGUAUUAAUAUCCGCCUUCCUUGCCGGCGUCCGACGCUCAACUGGCCUCACUCCCAGUGUAAAGCCAGAUACAUUCGGCGAGAACCCCAGCGCCCAGAAGUGGUUUGAAAGCUACCUCUGGGUUGGCGAGACAGUCAUGGACUCGAGUGUAGCAUUUUUCGGCUCCAGCUCCUACUUCGAGCGCAAGCGAUAG
Messenger RNA from Alternaria arborescens, 231 nucleotides. RefSeq lists its product as hypothetical. The transcript is spliced from 4 exons. The record is from RefSeq and is a predicted model, not a curated record. Bases 1 to 231 code for a protein of 76 amino acids. Lineage: Eukaryota; Fungi; Ascomycota; Dothideomycetes; Pleosporales; Pleosporaceae. Gene Ontology annotation, cellular component: cytoplasm.